Molecule: messenger RNA, 811 nt
Organism: Capsaspora owczarzaki ATCC 30864
Lineage: Eukaryota; Filasterea; Ministeriida; Capsasporidae
Exons: 2
Coding region: 68-724 (218 amino acids)
Source: RefSeq, a predicted model, not a curated record
UUUUUUUUUUUUUUUUUUUUGGUCCUUGUGUUUUACCAGUCUUUGAAGUUUUUAACAAACACACAGAAUGCCUGCCGAUACCCUUCCCGAAGUUGCACCCUCCAUCUCGCCAGCAGAGUCUGCGGCGACUGAAAAGCUGCCGGCAUCAGCGGCUUCGGAUGAAACGCCAGCCGAGCAAUCUGGACGCGUCUUUGUCGAGCCUCCUGAGCCCUCGACGACGGAUGGCAUGAAAGCUGAGGAUCUCGGCCGAGACGAUCGCACUGUUUUGAUUCUGUGCCGCCUCAAGGAAGGCAGUCUGGCGCAGCAGCUUCGUGAAGAGCAUCUCGCAGCAGUGGCGCGCUCUCAGAACUCGAGUGACGGACGACUACCCGCUGGCGAGCGCCCCAUCCUGCCAACCAAAGGAAACAAGAUGAAGAAUCUGCGCACGGUCGAGUGCGCUCUGAAUCAAUGCUGGGGCUUUGCAGUGCUGCCAAUCAAGCCGGACCCGAAAAGCAAGGACGUCCACAAGGCCGCCGCAGAAAUCCUGGACUGUCAUGUGGAAGAAGUCUACGUGCAGCACAUUUCGCAGAAUGUGUUUAUUGUGUGCGACGCAGGUCUGAUGCCGGCGUUGCUUCCGCUUGAUCUGCAUCACCAAAUGCUGCAAAUUUCUCGGUCGAAUCAACAGCAGCAGCAGCAGCAGCAGCAGCAACAACAGUCGGCUCAGACCGCGCAAGAGUCCAACUAGAAUGUGUGUGUGUGUGUGUGUUGAUGCGUUCAUAUGACGCGGUCAUGGUUGUGCAUGUGUGGAAUAAAUGUUUAUGGAUUUGCCCAA